Mollisia scopiformis is the source of this 1764-nucleotide messenger RNA. RefSeq lists its product as uncharacterized. NCBI's taxonomy places the organism in Eukaryota, Fungi, Ascomycota, Leotiomycetes, Helotiales, Mollisiaceae. The transcript is spliced from 4 exons. The record is from RefSeq and is a predicted model, not a curated record. The coding region runs from base 1 to 1764 and encodes 587 amino acids.
AUGUCAACUUUCCGAAUUCCUAUGGCCGAUUUUCAUACCCAUAAACGACGCGCAAGCGAAACAGAAAGUCGCGAUGGAACAGCCCGUCGUCGUCGCAUCUCGACCACAUCGCGAGAGCAAAGUGGCAAUCCACUCAAGCUCCCGACCGAGAUCUGGGAGCAGAUUUUUAACCACUUAGACUUGAAAGACAUCAAGUCUGUUCGUUUGUCCUGGAGCCCAUGGACAAACAUCGCUGCCAGAUUCCUCUUCCCAUCGUUCGUCUUCAAAAUUGACAGGAGAGAUAUCGAGCGCUAUGAGCAAGACGUCUCCAAAGAUGAGGAUUUCGUUGCGGGUAUCAGAUCUCUGCGCUUUGAGACUGGUAUGAUUACCUUACACCAAGUUCAAGAUGAGCUUGCUAUGUUCUUUUGCGAUUCGAACAAUAGCAUGCGCAGCGCAGGCUCUUUUAAGGACUACGUGUCGAUUGACGCCAUGAAUGAAGAUAAAGCAACUGCUAUCGCAGAAUACGCGGCAUGGAAUGUUCGUUGGCAUGAAGCCAAGCAAAGUUACUGCGACCUCUUUCGUAUGAAAUCGAUGUUGGGCAAGCUCAAGUCACUUGACAGCGUUGGAUUCAGUAUCAGAGACACAAACUCCAGCAGCCAGCUUCUCAAGAAAUCUUGGUGUUGUGUACCGGCAUCACCUACAUCAGUCAACUUCUGUAGAGCUCCAAAGGAUCUCUUCACAUUUCUCGCGGCCCUUGCGAGCACUACUCUAUCCAUUAAAACCCUCUAUCAUGACCGACUUCCGGUCACAUUCUUUGCGCGUGGCGACAAGAUAUUGGCAAAGCUUGCGGAGCCACUCAAGCACUUAACAACACUUCGAUUGACUUUCGACGCAAGUGACAUUCCGCAUAUGAAGUUCUGGGCUAGUUUGGGACAUUUCUUGAAGGCAAUUCCAAACCUCGCAGUUUUACGCUUUGGCUUCUCAACCAAUCUCUACAAUCCGUCAGUACAGUGGUACCUUGAGAGUUAUGAGCGGCUCGCCGGUUGGUAUGUCCCCUUGUGGAAGAUGUUUGGAAACCACACGUGGCCUAGGCUUCGUGAGCUUCGCCUCGAUGGUCUUCUUGUCUGUGAAGACGGACUGUUCGAAUUUAUGAAUCGACAUGCCCAAACUCUGCAGGUCUUGAAGCUAUUUAACCUUGCGCUGUGGUCUGGUGGAAUGCAAAGUCUCUUUAAUCGAUUGAGAGCCUCCCUAAAGUUGAAGAGAUUUCGGGCUUGGGGAGAGUUAAACGCCAUCCAUUCUCCUCAUGAGCACUGGAGAAUUUUGUCAACAUACGAUUCCGAAGAUGACUCGACGUCCCCGGAGAUGACAGCCUUUGUGGCGGAAAUAUGGAGAACAGCGGCAGCUGUGCUCAAGCAAAGUGGAGAUUGCAGUCAAGAUAGUGCCUACGAUCGGCUCCAAGAAUUCAUGGUUUCCCAGAAUUUGCAACGCGCAUGGCCUCUUGACAAUUGGGACUUGGUUGACGAGGAUGUCAAGAAGCCCCUGAAGGGAUGGAUUGAUUUUGAAGUACAGGAACUAUCAGGUAUUGGUGAAGACUUGUUCACUAAACUGUACGACGAGUUUGGUUUUGACAUAGAUGGCUUCGACAAGGACGGGUACGACGAAGAUGGAGAUCAUUACGCGGAAGAUGUUACUGACUCGCAUCUUAUCACUCAUUUUGCGGCCAGACGCGAGAUCUUGGAAGAGCUGCUUCGAGCGAUUCCAAGAUAUGCAGCAUUGGCAGAGUGA